CGGCGACGCUGGCGCAGUCCCGUGACUGCGCGCCCCGCCCGGAGCCGCGGCCGCCGUCAUGCAGUCACCGGCGGUGCUCGUCACCUCCAGGCGAGUUCAGAAUGUCCACACAGGCAUCGACCUGUCUGUGCCCCAACACCAGGAGGUGCGGGGCAAGAUGAUGUCCGGCCACGUGGAGUAUCAGAUCCUAGUGGUGACCCAGCUGGCUGCGUUCAAGUCCGCCAAGCACAGGCCCGAGGAUGUCGUCCAGUUCUUGGUCUCCAAAAAGUACAGCGAGAUUGAGGAGUUUUACCAGAAAUUGAGCAGUCGUUAUGCAGCAGCCAGCCUCCCCCCGCUCCCCAGGAAGGUCCUCUUUGUUGGGGAGUCUGACAUCCGGGAAAGGAGAGCCGUGUUCAGUGAGAUUCUGCGCUGUGUCUCCAAGGAUGCCGAGUUGGCUGGCAGCCCCGAGCUGCUAGAAUUCCUAGGCACCAGAUCCCCAGGGCCUGUGGGUCUCACAAGCAAAGAUUCCUCUGUCCUGGAUGACGCACACAGCCAGGUAGGGGACGAUGAGGAGGCUUUUGACUUCUUUGAGCAGCAAGACCGAAGGGCCGGUGAGGGUCUGCCCACCCUGGGCCUGAAGGACGAAGACUCAGAAAAGACCCUGGAGGAGGAAGAGGAGGAGGAGGUAUUGGAUCCUCUGGGCAUCAUGCGCUCCAAGAAGCCCAAGCAACCCCCUAAAGUGGCUGUGAAAUCCCGGCCCUCACCCCGGCUCACCAUCUUUGAUGAGGAGGUGAACACGGACGACAGGCUCUUUGGCCCCGGCAGGAAGCACUCCCCACAAAGCCCCUCAGAGGAGCCACCUCCCUCAGACCCUCUGAAGCUGUUUGAUGAUCCUGACCUCGGCGGUGCUGUCCCCCUGGGUGACUCCUUAUUGCUGCGGCCAGCCCCCUGUGAGAGUGGAGGCCCCACAUCCAGCCCCUGCCACGGGGAUUCCUCUGAGGAGCUGUUCAGAGUCGAAGAGGACUUGGACCAGAUUCUGAACCUGGGUGCUGAGGCCAAACCCAAGCCCCAGCCUAAGCCCAGGCUACUGGUGGCAGCAAAGCCAGCACUACCCAGAAAGCCAGCUGUUCCCCUCAAUGCAGGCCCGUCUGAAGCAGCAGCUGGGCCGCAGAAGCCACAGCAGCAGAUCCAAGCCAUGGACGAGAUGGACAUCUUACAGUAUAUCCAGGACCACGACACACCUGCCCAGGCCACCCCCAGCCUCUUCUGACCUGCCCGCCACAUGCUGGCCCUGGCCUGGGCAGGCCUGUCUGGGCGGUGUGGGGGAGGGGCAGGGUGCCCUGUGGGGCCAGGACUCCGUUCCACCCAAAGGAGUUGGGUGGAACCCUGGGUCACAGGACCCACAGCUGCAUUUUCCCCUUUUCUCAAGGGCUUUGGGGCCACAGUGGAACCUUGUAGGCUGCAGAGAGUAGAGGUCCUCCUAGAAAUUGAAAUCCAAGUUGUCUCAGUCCCCAUGGAUAUGGAGGGGAGAAUGUGAAGAUGCCUUGCCACCUAGGAGCCCAACCGCAAAGAUGGACGCAGGCCCCAAGGAGGUGUCAGAUGGGCCCUUGACUCUGCCAGCCCCAGAAUAGGAGGGAGGGCCUGGCCAGCCUGAGAUGAGGCCUGUCUAUGCCAGGCCACUCCAGAGUCUCUGCAGGGGCUCAGUGGUCCCCGCUAAGAGGCAUAUUGAGCAGGAGAGUCAAGCCAUCUGGGCUGUUCGGGACUUCUCCUGAGCACCCCCUGGUUACCAGCUCUGAGAGGAGAGAGAAGUCAGGCCCAGCCCUGCCUUUUGAGUGUGGAAGGCCCUGUCAGGCUCCAAGGUUUCCUCCCUCUUCCUUUCCCAGGGAAGUACUGGCCAACCAUUGCCUACUUUGGCCUCAGGAGACAAAGCCAGCAUCCAGCAUUGCAGCUGUCAGCAGAGUGGGUCACAGCCGCCACCCCCCCAACUCAGCAGGGGGCUGGUCUGAGCUUCCAUCUGGUUCCGCCUCCCUCUCCCAGGGGCUCCAUGCUCUUGGGCUUAUACGCUUAGGCCUUCACUGUCCUCAGGGUCUGGACCUGAUCUGUGGCCUUUCAGCAGCAGAGCUGCCUUUCCAGGGGGCAGGAACUAUGUGACAGGGCAGGGCCAGUGCCUUAGACUUCUCCUGACCCCUCAGAGCCCUGGCACACAGGUCUGAGCACCAUGAAAGUGCUCAGGAAAUUCUCAGAUGUUUAAUGGAGCAAAGAAUGUUAGGAUGUCUUUCUUGGAUAUAUUCUUUAUGUUCAGGGCUAGUUUUUAAUGAAAUGCAACCACUGUUGUUCCUUGGUCCUGUCCUGCCUGGCAGAGGCAUUAGAGGGACUGGGACUAGAACCCCAGACCCUUUUCUGAUAUGCACCAAGAGCCAACCCUGAGGGCCCCGAUUGACACUGGGUUUUUGCAACCAUCAGGGUCUAGUACCGCCAGUGCCUACCCUGUGCCAGGACCUGUCUGCUUUGUCCUGCAUCUUACCACGUCCCCCACCAGCUCCUAGUCCUGGACAGAUCCCUGCCCUCCCCUCUACCUGUGCCAGAGUGAGAGGGAACCGGCGGUUCAGGGACAAAGAGCUAAGUUUCCUCUUUCACCCUGGCUCUGCACCCCUUGCUGAUGGCAGAAGGGUCCCUGGGAGGCAUGGGGAGGUGGGGUCUAUGUCUCCCUCGGGCUCCUUCCCCUUCCCACCCUGUCCUAUGCAUCUGUCACCUUUGGUUAACAGGGCAGAGAACACACAGGGCUAAUGGCUGUGGGGUUGAUCCUCUGGUUGGGGUCCUGGCCUGCCACCCUAGUUUGGG
Molecule: messenger RNA, 2820 nt
Organism: Nycticebus coucang (slow loris)
Lineage: Eukaryota; Metazoa; Chordata; Mammalia; Primates; Lorisidae
Gene: HS1BP3
Product: HCLS1 binding protein 3
Exons: 7
Coding region: 59-1249 (396 amino acids)
Molecular function (GO): phosphatidylinositol binding
Source: RefSeq, a predicted model, not a curated record